Messenger RNA from Ochotona curzoniae (black-lipped pika), 3185 nucleotides. RefSeq names its product family with sequence similarity 76 member A (gene FAM76A). The record is from RefSeq and is a predicted model, not a curated record. NCBI's taxonomy places the organism in Eukaryota, Metazoa, Chordata, Mammalia, Lagomorpha, Ochotonidae. The coding region runs from base 121 to 1044 and encodes 307 amino acids. The transcript has 9 exons.
CCUCCCGCCUGCCGCAACCCCUGCCUGACGCCGCCGCCGCCGCCGUCAGGUUGUGCCUCAGACUGUCAGAUAAAGCGGCGGGCCUGGCCGGCGGGGCGGGGAGCACGGCCCAGGCCGGACAUGGCGGCUCUCUACGCCUGCACCAAGUGCCACCAGCGCUUCCCCUUCGAGGCGCUGUCUCAGGGGCAGCAGCUGUGCAAGGAAUGUCGGAUUGCCCACCCCGUGGUGAAAUGUACCUACUGCAGGACUGAGUACCAGCAAGAGAGUAAAACCAAUACAAUAUGCAAGAAAUGCGCUCAAAACGUGCAGUUGUAUGGAACGCCCAAACCAUGUCAGUAUUGCAACAUCAUCGCUGCGUUUAUUGGCAAUAAAUGCCAACGCUGUACGAAUUCAGAGAAGAAGUAUGGACCACCAUAUUCCUGUGAGCAGUGCAAGCAGCAAUGUGCAUUUGACAGGAAAGAUGAUAGAAAAAAGGUUGAUGGCAAAUUGCUGUGCUGGCUGUGUACGCUGUCAUACAAACGUGUCCUGCAGAAGACCAAGGAGCAGAGGAAGCACCUGAGCAGCUCUUCCCGGGCCAGCCACCAGGAAAAGGAGCAGUACAGUCGCCUGAGUGGCAGUGGCCAUUACAACAGCCAGAAAACACUUUCUACAUCUUCAAUUCAAAAUGAAAUCCCAAAGAAAAAAUCCAAGUUUGAGUCAAUCACAACUAAUGGAGACAGCUUUUCUCCAGACCUGGCUUUGGAUUCCCCAGGCACUGACCACUUUGUCAUCAUUGCCCAGCUGAAGGAAGAGGUGGCUACUCUGAAGAAGAUGUUGCAUCAGAAGGAUCAAAUGAUUUUAGAGAAAGAAAAGAAGAUUACAGAGUUAAAGGCUGAUUUUCAGUACCAGGAAUCUCAGAUGAGAGCUAAAAUGAACCAGAUGGAGAAAACCCACAAAGAAGUUACAGAACAAUUGCAGGCCAAAAACCGAGAGCUCCUGAAGCAAGCAGCUGCCUUGUCCAAGAGUAAGAAAUCCGAGAAGUCUGGAGCCAUCACGUCACCGUGAAAGACCGCAAGGGGACACUCCAGCGGCAGCAAAUGGGAGUCAGUCGUCAUGGGUUGGAGUUGGAGACCUGGCUGUUCUCUGGGAAUUGCAAGCUUUCUUAAGAAAUCUCUAUUUUAUUACAGUUAUCCUUCUUUGUGUGAAUGCCAUGGGCUGAAUGGAAACACCUGUGUUGUGACUGCAUGGGUGAGUGCUUGGGCUUUGAAACUCUAACUCUCUCUCUCUCUCUCUCUCUCUCUCUCUCUCUCUCUCUGCCCCAUCCCCUGGUCCCUCCCACCUGCUUCUCUCUCUUCCAGUUUCUCUACCCUGUACCUCUCCUCUGUUCUCUAUCAAUACUUCUCUCUGUUCUGUGGUGGUCACUGCUCAGUGUUAUGUGCAGAAUGAUUGUUCUGUCCAUCACUGCAUCCUGCCAUUCCCGUGAGCAAUUAGUUUGGUGUUAAUUAUGUAUCACUGCCACCUUCAGACUUCGUACAAUGGAAGAGGCUUUCUCUCAAAAAAAAAAAAAAAAAAGAAAGAAAAAGUGCUUCAGGGUAUAUAUUCUUGGGUUUUUUUCCAGGUAUAUUAUGUAUGAACUUUGUACUAUGUAUAGCCAGAGUUUUAUUUAUUUUUUAAAACAAACUUUUUCUUGAAAAACAAAGGAGUAAUGGUAUAGCCUCGUUGGUUCUUCUUGUAAAAGCACCAUCUCUUGGAAACACACACACACAACAGUCCUGUUCUCAAGCUUUUAGUAAGAAGCAGAUCUUCUGUUGUCCCCUUGGAGUCUCUGAAAACUGCUAAGGUGAAACAACUCAACGCAGGCGUGUGGAGCUAAGUGCCUUGGGGAGGGUUUCUCGGGAGAGACCUGAGGGAGGGAGCCGAGGUGGGAGAGUCUGUCCUUUGGAGGAAGGGCAGAGCAGAGCUCGUCCAGGUUGUACUGGACACGUCCCUCCCCACCUCUUUCCUGCUUGUUUCGUAUGAUUGAGUUUAAAUUCUCACACUGCCACUUGUUUUUAAGAGUACUUUUACUUCUUGUAUCAAUUACAUAUUAGGUUGUUGGGCAGGCUUUUUGUUUUUGUUUGUUUGUUUUUUUACACAUGAAUAAAUCCAACAUCAGCUAACAUGUGAACUGUAAGAGCAUUUCUGCUCAGGAAAUGGACUCUGCAUCUGCUUGGAAGAAAUGCUGUCGCCGUACCUUAUCCCCACUUCUGCUCACCCAGCCCAGCCCAUACACUCCUUGCUUUCAAUGGAAAAAAGAGGGAAAAUGGACUCAGCCAGAGGAGUGUGUGCCUGGUCUUCCCCUUAGCGUCCAGGAAGGGGGAUGGGUCUGCACUUGGCAGCUGCUCCCUCAGGUCCUCUGCGAGUUAAGGAUGGGCUGGCGUGUGCCACGCAGCAGCCAGGCGAGCUACGCUGCAGUCAUCUAUUGGAGUACCUGAGAGGAAGAUGCUGUUGAGACAGCAGGGACAGAAGUACCCUGACACUGGGGCAGUGGCCCUAACUUGCUGGAAGGAUCCUAAAGGCAAAUGUGCUCUGUGACUUGUGAGCCUCACUCAGCGUUGGACAGAGAUGUGGACACAGGUGGCUUCCUUCCAGUGGGAGAACAGUGGACCAUGUUGCUUCUCUAGCACCUGGGGGGUGGGGUAGGGUGGGAGGGAGGGGAUGCACUUUUACCUUAGGAACAAAGGACAGGUCAGCACUCAAUACUUUUGUAACUUUUUGAAUGAGACACUUUUAGUUAAAGAUCAACUGUCAGAUAAUAUUUUUCAGGUAUUUGCAUUGACUAUGGGGAGAAGAUUUGCAAAAAUGAGUCAUGGUUUUUUGUUUCAAUUUUAAAGACUGAAAAACUGUUAUGUGAUGUAUAAACAAGGUAACACGUGUUAAGUUUUAUACAGAUUCUUUUUCUUAAAAGUCUUGGCAUUUAAUAAAAAGCAAAUCCACACAUUUUCUAACUUUCCGUAAAUUCCUAAAAGGGAAAAAAGAAACCUCAGUCUUGAAAUUUUGAUUUUUAAAAAUCAUGACACUGUUUACCAUGAGAUUGAGUAGCUAACUUUUUGGUAACACCUUUUGUUUCUUUGUAUGUUUGUAAUAAUGGACAUUUUAAAACAGGAAUGUUUUGGUUUGUACAGCCUUUGACAAAUGCGUGUUAAUAAAAAUUCAUAUUGACUCAA